Pseudonaja textilis is the source of this 3494-nucleotide messenger RNA. RefSeq names its product cryptochrome circadian regulator 1 (gene CRY1). Gene Ontology annotation, molecular function: FAD binding; DNA binding. Gene Ontology annotation, cellular component: nucleus; cytoplasm. NCBI's taxonomy places the organism in Eukaryota, Metazoa, Chordata, Lepidosauria, Squamata, Elapidae. The record is from RefSeq and is a predicted model, not a curated record. Gene Ontology annotation, biological process: entrainment of circadian clock by photoperiod; circadian regulation of gene expression; negative regulation of DNA-templated transcription.
GCGAGCGGCGAGGAGAGGAGGUAGGGCGUUCGGCUGGUGCGGCGAGGCAAGACUGCGCUUUGGCGAGGGAAAAAGCGAGGCGGAAGAAGAAGCCCGGCGACCGAGCCGCUCCCUCUCUCUUUGCCGGCGCGUUUACGGAACGCUGUGGGGCUCCUUCCCCUGCUGUGAGUGGGCGUGCGAGGCUGAGGAAAAAGGGGGUGAUGCGUUUCCAGCUGGCGGCCAUCUCCACCAAAGCCGCUGCUUCCACCGCCGCAGCCGCUGCCUCCACCGGGGCUUAAGAGAGACGCGCUCGAGCGGAAUCUUCCGCCCUCGCCUUCUUAAGUAGCGGGAUCUAUCCCGACAUGAGCCGCGAAGCCAACUUCGCUCGUUCCUGAACAGCCGGCGACGCUCUUCCACCUGACCAGCAGACCCCACCGCUUGCCACACCGCCCACCAACCCACCCCCCGGCGAAUCCGCCCGGCUGUCGGAAAUGGGGGUGAACUCGGUGCACUGGUUCCGCAAGGGGCUUCGACUCCACGACAACCCAGCGCUGAGGGAAGUCAUCGAGGGGGCCGAUACGGUGCGCUGCGUCUACAUCCUGGACCCUUGGUUCGCGGGAUCCUCCAACGUGGGAAUCAACCGGUGGAGAUUUCUCCUUCAGUGUCUUGAGGACUUGGAUGCCAACUUACGAAAGCUAAACUCUCGGUUAUUUGUGAUUAGAGGACAACCUGCAGACGUAUUUCCUAGGCUUUUCAAGGAAUGGAAUAUUUCAAAACUUUCUUUUGAAUAUGACUCUGAACCAUUUGGAAAGGAGAGAGAUGCAGCAAUUAAAAAAUUGGCCACUGAAGCAGGAUUGGAAGUCAUUGUACGGAUAUCGCAUACCUUAUAUGACCUAGACAAAAUUAUAGAAUUAAAUGGAGGCCAGCCACCUCUUACUUAUAAGAGAUUCCAAACUCUAAUAAGUAGAAUGGAACCAUUGGAGAUGCCUGUAGAAACUAUCACUGAAGAAGUCAUGUCAAAAUGUACCACCCCAGUUUCUGAUGAUCAUGAUGAAAAAUAUGGAGUUCCGUCACUUGAAGAACUAGGUUUUGAUACAGAUGGAUUGCCUUCCGCCGUUUGGCCAGGAGGAGAAACAGAAGCACUCACGAGACUGGAAAGACAUUUGGAAAGAAAGGCUUGGGUUGCAAACUUUGAACGACCUCGAAUGAAUGCGAAUUCCCUUCUUGCAAGUCCAACAGGACUUAGUCCUUAUCUACGUUUUGGCUGUUUAUCUUGCCGUCUAUUUUACUUCAAAUUAACAGAUUUGUACAAAAAGGUGAAGAAGAACAGCUCUCCUCCUCUUUCCCUGUAUGGACAAUUGUUGUGGCGUGAAUUCUUCUACACAGCAGCAACUAAUAAUCCACGAUUUGAUAAAAUGGAAGGCAAUCCCAUAUGUGUGCAGAUUCCUUGGGACAAAAAUCCGGAGGCUUUGGCCAAAUGGGCAGAGGGUCAGACAGGAUUCCCUUGGAUUGAUGCUAUUAUGACCCAGCUGCGUCAGGAAGGCUGGAUUCAUCAUCUUGCCAGACAUGCUGUGGCAUGCUUCUUAACUCGAGGUGAUCUGUGGAUUAGCUGGGAGGAAGGAAUGAAGGUAUUUGAAGAAUUGCUUCUUGAUGCAGACUGGAGUGUGAAUGCAGGCAGUUGGAUGUGGCUCUCUUGUAGUUCAUUUUUCCAGCAAUUUUUCCACUGUUACUGUCCUGUGGGUUUUGGCAGGAGAACUGAUCCUAACGGGGACUAUAUCAGACGGUAUCUACCUAUACUCAGAGGUUUUCCUGCAAAGUAUAUAUAUGAUCCUUGGAAUGCCCCUGAGGGAGUGCAGAAAGCUGCAAAAUGUAUAAUAGGAAUAAAUUACCCCAAGCCAAUGGUAAAUCAUGCUGAGGCGAGUCGAUUGAAUAUUGAAAGGAUGAAACAAAUCUACCAACAAUUAUCCCGAUACAGAGGAUUGGGUCUCCUUGCUUCAGUGCCUUCUAAUGGAAAUGGAAACGGAAAUGGAAACGGAAACGGUGGCCUAAUGAGAUAUUCUUCAAGUGAAAAUCUCCCUGGUUGUAUUGGUACAAGUGGUACUCAAAUGGGAACCAGUGAAGGACAUACAGGGAAUGUUCAAUCAUGCACCCUUGGAGAGACUCAUAAAGGAACAAGUGGAAUUCACCAGCAAGGUUACCCUCAAGGGAACAGUGGAAUUUUACAUUAUGUUCAUGGGGACAGUAAAAAAACACACUUAGUGCAACAAGGAAGAACAUCACUUAGUGUUGGAGUGUGUUCUGGGAAGCGGCCAAAUCCAGAAGAAGGAAUUCAAAGUAUUGGUCCAAAAGUCCAGAGACAGAGCAGUAAUUAAUGGGAUAAAACUGAGUUGUGAAGGAAAUGAUUGAUAAACUACAUUCUAAUCUCACAAAGAGGAAACUAAGCGUGCCUGCUGCAUUUUUUGGGAGCAUAACUUUCUUGGAAGAAGUGGACCAAACACCAUUGCAUCUAAAAUCCUAUUUGGCAGUGGCCAAGAACUCCCUGUCAUUAAUUUCAUACUUCGAGCAGUCAUAAUCUUAUCUCGAGUGUGGCUUGUACUGUCAUUUAACUACAUCCAGUUUCUAUUUUUCCAUUAAAUUGUGAAUUAAUGUGGUUUUGUUUCUUUGAAUUUGCUGGGAGAGAAAAAUAUUUACUUGAAACCCACUAGUCAUUUGCGUAUCAUCUUGGGUAAUGGGCAGUAUUUAUUUUUUCUUGAAAUUAUUUGUUAAUUUUUAUGCAUCCCAAUUUAUUUUUAUAGUGGGAAGUUUUAAAAAAAUUAUUUCAUCUGUUGUCAUUUUCUAUAGAUGACACUUUUCCCUAAGCUUUUAUAGCCUGAGCAGUUUAAUAUUUUUCCAUUUUAUAUUCAUGUUUUUUUCCUUUUUCUUAAGAUAGACUAUGUAGAUGCAUUCAGGGUAAUGUAUACGUAGCACAUGGAUUUAUCUAUGUCACUUGGAAUAUUUUUCUCUUAGGACUUUUAAAUUCUUAAAUUGCUUCUUAUAUGCAUGAGCAGCAGACUUACCAAUUGGUUAAUAAUAAUUAGCCAUGCAUAUUUCCAAACAUAUUUUUCUCAGAAAAAACUUAGUCUACCCUUUACUUCUUGAAGCCUGGGAGGGCAUGUGAUUCCUAAAGCAUUUUGAACUAAAGCAUCUUAGAAAAGAUGAAGAGCUUCAUCUUUCUCUUUUGAAUAAAUGUCAAGAAAAAAUGAAAUAUUUUAUUGUUGAGUUUUUUUACCACCUGGCACACAAUGAUGGAGUUAUCUAUUAUCUAGGUCCUCGGCAUGGUGCAGGUGCAAGUUAUACCUUGAUGCCCACUAAGCAUACUACCUAAUUUUUUAAAAACAAAAUUAAGGGUGGCGGGGGUGGCGGCGGCGGAAGAGAAGCUAGCAUGUUGCAGAACAUCACCUUCAAGCAUAAUUUCUGUCUGUGCUUGAUAUACAAAGGCAUUCUUCACCAAUAAAACAAUAGAUUGCUACACUGCA